Molecule: messenger RNA, 154 nt
Organism: Entrophospora candida
Lineage: Eukaryota; Fungi; Glomeromycota; Glomeromycetes; Entrophosporales; Entrophosporaceae
Source: the annotation of a GenBank genome assembly
ACAAUGAAGAACCACCACCACCAAUGGUUGCAAUUAAAGAAGCUUAUGAAUCUUUAAAGAAAGUAAUUAGAUUUGAAGAACAACAAGAUGAAAUAAUCAAUUAUAAUAUAAAGAAGUUGGAAACAUUUAGAAAAUAUCUUCCUUAUUAUGAGAA